Nannospalax galili (Upper Galilee mountains blind mole rat) is the source of this 981-nucleotide messenger RNA. Its product is annotated as olfactory receptor 52Z1-like. Lineage: Eukaryota; Metazoa; Chordata; Mammalia; Rodentia; Spalacidae. The record is from RefSeq and is a predicted model, not a curated record. Gene Ontology annotation, cellular component: membrane. The coding region runs from base 1 to 981 and encodes 326 amino acids. Gene Ontology annotation, biological process: G protein-coupled receptor signaling pathway. Gene Ontology annotation, molecular function: G protein-coupled receptor activity; olfactory receptor activity. The transcript has a single exon.
AUGACAUCAUCACCCUCUUUAAACCACACCAAUCUCAGAGACAUCUGGUACACCAUGACUGGGAUCCCAGGACUCGAAGAUGUACACGCAUGGCUCUCCAUCCCCAUCUGUUCCAUGUACAUAGUGGCUGUUGUAGGCAAUGCAUUCUUAAUAUGUCUCAUCUUCACUGAGUGCACUCUUCAUGAACCCAUGUACCUUUUCCUUUCCAUGCUGGCUCUGGCUGAUAUAUUUCUCUCCACAGUGACCAUCCCAAAGGUGUUAGCAAUCUUCUGGUUCCAAGCCGGAGGCAUUUCUUUUGCUAGCUGUGUGUCACAGAUGUUUUGUCUCCACUUCAUCUUUGUGGUUGAAUCUGGGAUACUGCUGGCCAUGGCUUUUGACCGUUAUGUGGCCAUCUGCUGUCCUUUAAGAUACACCACCAUUCUAACCCCGUCAGUCAUUGGCAAAAUGGGCAUUGCCUCUCUGACUAGGAGCUUCUUCAUCUGCUCCCCCUUGGUCUUUCUUGUCUAUCGACUCACGUAUUGUGGGAGGAACAUCAUCCACCACUCAUACUGUGAACACAUGGGCAUUGCCAGGCUGGCCUGUGGCAGCAUCAAAGUCAAUAUCUAUUAUGGUAUGGUCAUGGCUCUGUUCUCAGUAUUCCUAGAUGUGGUGCUUAUUAUCAUCUCUUACUUACUGAUACUUUGCAGUGUGUUUAGAGUUCCUUCCCAAGAUGCUCGACUCAAGGCUCUGGGUACCUGUGGCUCCCAUGUCUGUGUCAUCCUCUUGUUCUACACACCAGCUUUCUUUUCAUCCCUUGCUCACCGUUUUGGGAGUCACAAAAUACCACUCCAUGUGCACAUUCUCCUCGCUAGCCUCUAUGUGGUGCUGCCACCUGCCCUCAAUCCCAUCAUUUAUGGAAUUAAGACCAAACAAAUUCAGGAGAGGGCUAUCCAGGUCUUUUCUUCCAACAAAGCAUUUUUUUUAUAUAACCAACCACGUUAA